AUGAAAACCGAGUGCCAGAUGGACUUCCUCAAAACUAUAUGGCAUACUCUGCCCUCCAGGUAUCAGGACUGUCUGGGUCUCAUAUAUCCCAAGUUGCAAGAAAGGCUGCAAAUUGCCAACCAAGCUGUUGAGAAGAUAUUGAGGAAACACGCGGACGAAGAUUCUAUGGGCUGGUCAAAACGCUUGUUUUACACCAUGCAUCUCAAAGAAACCAUCGAGAGAACAAUCGAAGAUGUAAAUGAGUGGCAGAAGAUCUUCGAGCCCACAUGGUUUUUAGUCAUGAGGGUUUCAGACUCGGUGGUCGAUACUGAGCUCCAUCGCAAUGCCCAAUCUUCUUCAGCUCUCACCCCAAGCUACCAUCUCCGAAAUUCCUUGAAGAAUGAAGCCAAUGAAGACAUGCGACUAUCUCUAUCAGCAAAGGCCCUUGAAGGUGCACAGCGUUCAAAUAUCAAAUUCUCUGAGGCCUCUAUUGUUUUUAUUCCAGGAAAACGACCUAUUAUCAUCGACUCAGCAGAAUGCCAGACGUCCAAUAUAUCAGCACUCACUAAGGAUGUUCGUUACCUAGCGCAGAGGCUUCGAAAUGUCGACCCACUCGUCUUCCAAAUCCUCAACUGUGCAGGUGUGAUAGAUGUCAAAGCCACUUCUCAGCAUGUACCCCGUUUUGACUUCGUCUUUCAGGUCCCCAAAGGCAUGGGACAACCACAGAGCUUACGAGAACUGCUUGUCGCAAGCCGUCAAACUUACCCCCUCAGCGACCGAGUGCGUAUCGCAAACCAGCUUGCGAAAUCCGUCAGUUUCGUCCACAUGUACAGUUUCAUACACAAGAAUAUCCGACCCGAGACCACCAUUGUCCUCCAAGACGGAGAGUCCGAACUAGGCUCACUUUUUCUGACUGGUUUCAAAAUCUCCCGCAUGGUGGGCGAGCAAUCGGGGCGACUGGGAGACUCGGACUGGGCAAGAAACAUCUACCGUCAUCCACAGCGUCAAGGUCUAUAUCCCGAGCAGGACUAUCGCAUGCUGCAUGACAUUUAUAGUCUCGGUGUUUGUUUGCUGGAAAUCGGACUCUGGGAAUCUUUGGUCCAAUACGAAUAUUCCUCGGAUCACCUGGAGAUGUACCCCAACAAAAUCUUUCAAGCUAAUGGUUCCAGCGUACCAAAUGUGAAUGCCAGUAAAGCACUGUUCAUGCAACUCGCCAAAAGCGUGCUCCCAGCUAAGAUGGGGAAGUUGUAUGCGCAGGUUGUGUUGACUUGUCUGACCUAUUGUGACGAGGAGCAGGAUGCUAUAGUUGAAGGUGUGAGAUACAUCGAAAGAGUAAGUGUGGGUCUUCUGGUCUAA
Molecule: messenger RNA, 1335 nt
Organism: Penicillium expansum
Lineage: Eukaryota; Fungi; Ascomycota; Eurotiomycetes; Eurotiales; Aspergillaceae
Exons: 1
Coding region: 1-1335 (444 amino acids)
Biological process (GO): protein phosphorylation
Molecular function (GO): protein kinase activity; ATP binding
Source: RefSeq, a predicted model, not a curated record